GCGAGCAGGGGGAAUUCCGUGGUGGCUGUCUUUGGCUAAAGUGAAACUCAAACAGCUGGUUGUUCAGAUUACCCUUCGGACCAACACCGUCCGUCUCUGACCAUGUAUAAAAUAGGCUCAAAAUGCCUUCGACGACUGCCCGAGUCCUUCUUCUUGGCGCUAUACUUACCUGGCGAGUUACAAACACCGAGUUCCCUACCGAUUAUCGCGGCCUAUUCGUACCAUGAUGGUUUACACCACAUCAUUUGGCCUUGCCACGGUAUUGCUUUGCAUUUUCGGCUGGGCCAAUGGCUUGCCCUCGCCAAAUCUCGACGCCGCGCACAGCGAGCUGCUGGGCCUCCGUGAUUCAGUCGGAGCUGCUGCAAACGACUACCACUGGGUAGCCUCUUGGACAUCGAUGCCACAACUCGUUGAGUCGAGUAACAUGCCACCAUCGCCCUUUUCCAGCGGCGGAGUCUUCAAAGACGCCACUCUCCGUCAGACUCUCUACCUCUCUCUUCCUGCCGACCGCAUCCGCCUACAAAUCAGCAACACCUUCGGGGGCUCUGACCUACCCAUAACCGCCGCCACCAUCGCCCUCCCCACCUCAGGCAAAGCCGGGGUCUCCGGCAUCGACACCACCACCCUGAAGCCCAUCACCUUCAAAAACGGCAGCGAAGGCAUCACCAUCCCGCGCGGCCAAGUAGCCUACACGGACCCCAUCGACUUCAGCGUUCCCGGCCAAGCCAACAUUGCCGUAUCGCUGUACUUCAAAACCGGUCAAAGCAGCAGUAGCAUCACCGGUCACCCGGGUUCACGCACCACCAGCUGGAUGGUCUCCGGCAACAAGGCCUCGGAAGCCAGCAUCACCGGCGGCAAGGACACCAAGCACUGGUAUUUUCUGCCAGCCGUCGAAGCCUGGAAGCCCACUUCCUCAAACUCUUCCGCCUUCACUAUCCUCGGCGACAGCAUCACCGACGGGCGCGGCAGCACCGACGACGCCAACAACCGGUGGCCCGAUUUGUUGUUAGCGCGCAUGCAAAAGAACGGAAUCAACCACAUUGGCGUCAACAACCAAGCCGCGGGCGGCAACGCCGUGCUCAGCGGCGGACUUGGGCCCACUUUGCUAAGCAGGUACAAGCGCGACGCGCUGCAGCAGCAAGGGGUGAAAUACGUCAUGAUUUUCGAGGGGGUCAACGACAUUGGCGGCGGCGGGACGGACAGUGAGAGUCAGAAUGGGAUUGGCAACCGCUUGAUAGACGCGUAUAAGCAGAUUGCGAAGGAGUGUAAGAGCGCGGGGAUUAAAGUUAUUGGAGGCACGAUUACGCCGUUUGGAGGGAAUGGACAGAGUUAUAGUAAUCCGGCGAGGGAGCAGACGAGGAAUAAGGUUAAUCAGUGGAUUUUGAAUAGUAGUGGGGGACAACUGGAUGCGGUGGUGGACUUUGGGAAGAUUAUUGGCGAUCCGAGUGUCAAGAGUCAGUUGGCGAAACAGUUUGAUGGCGGGGAUCAUUUGCAUCCGAAUGUGGCGGGGUAUCAGGCUAUGGCUGAUGGGUUCCCGCUGGAUUUCUUUAGCUGAGGAAGGCGCGGAGGUGGGGGACGAGGAUGGGAGUGAAGGGGUUUAGGGUGGAAGGUGCGUUGCCUGGAGGAUGGGAAGGGAAAGUACGAGUUGGUAAAGUUCUGGUCACGGGGUGAAGACAUGGAAAGAAAAAAAAAGCACAACUUGACGAACUUGGAGCAAGUCCAGGAAGUUGCUCUCGAUGAGAUUUUCAACUUCCAAUCAACUCUUGCUCAGAAAAGCAGACCCAAGAGCAUAAAGUUGGGACGGAAAGAAAUGAGUCCUUGCCCCCAUUCACACAACUUCCCCUCACGAUACCACCGUCAAGGUGCUGCCCACUUCGCCUAUCUCAG
This is a messenger RNA of Neurospora tetraspora, 1887 nucleotides long. Its product is annotated as SGNH hydrolase-type esterase domain-containing protein. Bases 224 to 1555 code for a protein of 443 amino acids. Lineage: Eukaryota; Fungi; Ascomycota; Sordariomycetes; Sordariales; Sordariaceae. The transcript is spliced from 3 exons. The record is from RefSeq and is a predicted model, not a curated record.